Messenger RNA from Micropterus dolomieu (smallmouth bass), 2391 nucleotides. RefSeq names its product gastrula zinc finger protein XlCGF57.1-like. The transcript has 2 exons. Gene Ontology annotation, biological process: negative regulation of transcription by RNA polymerase II; regulation of cytokine production; regulation of immune system process. Gene Ontology annotation, molecular function: RNA polymerase II cis-regulatory region sequence-specific DNA binding; DNA-binding transcription factor activity. The record is from RefSeq and is a predicted model, not a curated record. NCBI's taxonomy places the organism in Eukaryota, Metazoa, Chordata, Actinopteri, Centrarchiformes, Centrarchidae. Bases 106 to 1758 code for a protein of 550 amino acids.
AGCGAAGAAACUGAUUUUAACUGAUUUUAACUGAUUUUAACUGAUUCUGAUUGUUUUGACUGACUAAGUAGCUGCUGAGGACAUUUUCUCUACAUUGUGAGCUGCAUGUCAAAACUCCAAAUGCUGAAAUCGUUGGUGAAACAGCGACUCGACACGGCCGCUGAGGAGAUAUUUGGCCUGUUUGAAAGAACAAUAGCAGAAUAUGAGGAGGAAAUAUCUCGUUUAAGAGAAAGUGAGCGACAACACAAACUGCUGGAUGCUGUUUUCAGCCCAACAUGUCAGGUACACAGAUCAGUGUUUCCUGCAGAUGUCCAGCAGCUGUUGGUGAUUAAAGAAGAGGUUCCCCCCGAGUGGAGCCCCAGCCUGGACCAGGAGGACACAGAGCCCCUACACAUAAAAGAGGAACAGGAGGAACUCCGGACCAGUCAGGCGAGAGAGCAGCUUCAUGGGCUGGAGGAGGAUGAGGUCACCAGGUUCCCAUUUACUGCUGUUCCUGUGAAGAGUGAAGAUGAUGAGCGGAACCCUCAGUCUCCACAGCUUCAUCGAACUCUAACUGAAGACUACAGAGAGGCAGAGCCUUCAAACAGCAGCUCAGCUACACAGACAGAAACAGAUGGAGGAUCAGAACCUGCCAGGAACCUUGAUCCAGAUAGUCAUUUACACCCAAAUACUGAAGAACAUGCUUCAGACUCUUCAGACACUGAAUUCAGUUAUGAUGAGUGGCAAAAACCUUUGUCAGAUUCUGAAGCUGAAAUUGAGGACAGUGACAAUGGUUGGAAGGAGACCAGGGCACCCGAGUCAGAUGAUAAUGCUCUGAGAUAUAAGCAAGCACCUGUAAGUGAUGUGAGUUGUAGUGCUGGAGAAAUGUCCUUCAGCUGCUUUGAGUGUGGUAAACAUUUUCACUACAAGGGGUCUCUUCAGAGACACAUGAUGUGUCAUUUAGGAAAAAGGUUUAGAGGGAACCAAAAUGUAGAUUCACACACGAGAGUCCACACAGGAGAGAAACCAUUCGGUUGUGAUGUUUGUGGGAAGAGAUUUACACAACAAGGAAGUUUUAAGAAACACAUGAGAGUCCACACAGGAGAGAAACCAUUUGGUUGUGAUGUUUGUGGGAAGAGAUUUACAGUCCAGGGAAGUAUUAAGACACACAUGAGAGUCCACACAGGAGAGAAACCAUUUGGUUGUGAUGUUUGUGGGAAGAGAUUUACACAACAAGGAUGUUUUAAGAAACACAUGAGAGUCCACACAGGAGAGAAACCAUUUGGUUGUGAUGUUUGUGGGAAGAGAUUUAAAGUCCAGGGAAGUAUUAAGACACACAUGAGAGUCCACACAGGAGAGAAACCAUUUGGUUGUGAUGUUUGUGGGAAGAGAUUUACAGUCCAGGGAAGUAUUAAGACACACAUGAGAGUCCACACAGGAGAGAAACCAUUUGGUUGUGAUGUUUGUAGGAAGAGAUUUACACAACAGGGAAGUAUUAAGACGCACAUGAGAGUCCACACAGGAGAGAAACCAUUUGGUUGUGAUGUUUGUGGCAAGAGAUUUACAGUCCAGGGAAGUAUUAAGAAACACAUGAGAGUGCACAAAGGAGAGAAACCAUUUGGUUGUGAUGUUUGUGGUAAGAGAUUUACGGUCCAGGGAAGUAUUAAGAAACACAUGAGAGUCCACACAGGAGAGAAACCAUUUGGUUGUGAUGUUUGUGGGAAGAGAUUUACGCUCCAGGGAAAUCUGACGAGACAUAUGAUUGCGCACACAGGAUAGAAAUUGUUUACCAAACAUGUUGGUAAAGACCACAGCAGUUAUCAUUGUCUUUGGUUGUUUUGUUGUAUUUUAUUUUUGUCUUUCUUUUGUGUAUAUUUUUAAAAUAUGUAUAAAAAGUCUUCUGGUUAAAUGCUGCUUACUGCCUACUGAAGUUAUUCAAACUAAGUUUUUUCAAAUGUUCCCUUUAUCAAAGUUGUUGGUAAAGGAGAUGGAAUCGUUAUGGUAUGAAGAUAAGUGGCAGCAAACAAUUCUGUGAUGAAAGGAACAAAAAGAAACCAAAGACACAGCAUGUCAGGGUAAACAUUUGUUUUUAAAACGCACAGUUUGUGUAGGUGUAAUUGUCUAAUUAAUAUACUGUAAAUUCAAAGUAUGUGAUGCAGUCAUCUGAAAUUCUGGAUUGCAUUGCAGUGUAAUAGGUGGAAGGGAGACCUUUAUAGUGCUUUCUUGGUUUGUUACUGAACCUUUGGCAACACUUUAUUUUACAGGUCCCAUUGUUUUCUGUAAUUUCCUAGAAAUAAGCUGAUAUGUAACUGUAAACUCCUCAGAAGGUUCCUGGAAAUGUAUGAUUGUUAAUAUAGGGAAAGUGGAGACAGUGUUUAUUUGCCAAAUCCAAUAAAUUGCUAAUAAAACCUA